AUGCAAAUAAAUAGCGUCUUAGGUUCGUUUAAUCAAAGUUCAGAUCCAUAUAAAGAAUCAACAGCAACCUUGUUAGAUGAUAUCCAUCGUAUUCGACGUUACUUUUAUUAUGUAAUCAAGAAACUUGAUCUUAUUCCAUAUUUAUCACGCCAAGCAGUUGAUUUAGCAAUUAAUGAAGUUCGAAAAACUUAUGAUGAUGAUGGUAACAUCUUAAUUAAUAUUCAAAAUUAUCUUCGAACAUUUUGCCUGAAAAAUAAAGUUGAAGAUCAAUUAUUAUACGAGCAAAAUAAAAGGCAAUGGAUCGAUGAAAUUAGACAAUUGAAACGGGAUAAAACAUCAUCAGAUCAAGAAACUGAACAAUGUCGAAUACAGCUAGAACGUUUACAAAGAGAUUUGAAAACAACAGAAAAACGUACAGGUAAUAUAAUUCGAAGAGAAGCGGCUUUGAUAAAAACGAGUACAGAAGGACUCAGUCGAAGUCAGGGCGCUGACAAUAUAAUUUAUCAGAAAGAGAAAGAUAAGGCGAUUAAAUUUCUAGAAAAAGAUCAAAAAGAACUUGCACAGCAGACUGAACGUUAUGUUAUUUUAAUAGCCAAAGCCAGUAGUAUCAAGAAAAAUAUAGAAUGUUUAGAAAAAUUAAUGGAAUUAAAAUUAGAAGAACAACAUAAAAGAUAA
Rotaria socialis is the source of this 675-nucleotide messenger RNA. NCBI's taxonomy places the organism in Eukaryota, Metazoa, Rotifera, Eurotatoria, Philodinida, Philodinidae. The record is from the annotation of a GenBank genome assembly.